GUAGCUAUGUAAGUGGAAGGUUAUUUGCUUCUGUUUGUAGGUGAAAAUCGAUGUACGUAAGUAAAUUUUUCAUCUAUAAUUAAUCUUAUUUAUUUUAUAUAUUUAUGUAAAGUGUUGUAAAGCAAACUUUUUUAAAGUUGAUAAACACUUUCAUAUUGUUGUUGCUGGAAUAUAAGUUUAAAUGACGAACGAAUAGAAUUUUCAAUUUUUCUUGUUUUAAGCGGUUAGACAGACAGAGAUUCGUAGAUAUGACACAGUAAAAUAAACAUAAUUAUUUAAAAUUGAUUUUUGUUUUCGUUUUCUUUCUCUUGUAUUUUGAAAGGUAAAAAAUACUGGAUUAUAAAAAGAGGAUUUAAUUAUUUUUUUUUAAAAAUAUGGCUAUUAACUAUAUCUGCCAAGAGAAAAUAUGUUUCAUUCAAGUUAAUGAUUCAGAUGUUUAUAGAUUAAAGACCCAAAAGCAUUAGUUCGUUAUGAAGAUCUGUAAAAAAAAUGUGCUAUCCACAUAUUUAAAGAUAUAUUUGGUAAGUGUAAAAUAAAGAAAUUGAUGUCAUUUAUGCAAAUUAUUAGGGCAAUCAUCAUUAUUACAAGUAUAUAUUUACACUAACACACAGACGCCUCUACCUACUUAACUACCUAUCUACCUACCUACCCCCAACCAAUGCACCGUUUUUUCUUUUAAAAGAGGCAAUUAAAAUUACUUACGGGAUGGGCGGAGCUAGUUAAAGUUAAAGGUAUAAAACAUAUGCUUUUUUUAAAUGUUCCUUUUUUUUAUUGUUUCUGUUUUCUUACACGCUGUGGGAAUUCGCUGUUAAUGAAAAUUAAUGACGUGAUAAUUUUUUUACAGAAAGUGUCGUGAAAUCGUUGGUCAAUGUGUGUUAAGCCCCCGUAUCUAAAUGAAGAACUACAAUAAAUAUAUUUCAUGGAUUAGCAAGAUUUUAACUUAGUGACCGAACAUGUCUUUCAUGUUUGUCACUUAAAUGUUCGAAAUAGAAUUCUGUCAAGUGCUGCCCAUAUAACAUGACUGAGAGCUGAUUUAAACUAAAACUGUUUGACAAUUAGGAGAAUGAUUCAUUGGAAAUAUACAAUAACAAUAUUGUUUACAUUUUCUCUUAUUGGACUUGAAGUGACAGGUAUGUAAUUCGUAGAGAAACAAUAAAAAUAGUGAAGAAACAAACAGUUUAAUUUUUUAAAAUGUCUGACUUCAGACAUCUAUAAAGUAUUUUCAAAUCAUUAAUGAGACAUUAAUGAAAUAGUCGUUGUUAUUUUAGCAUGUGAGACUGGAUGGUUUGGUACAAAUUGUGAAUACCAAUGUCAUUGUACUACUGCCACAUGUGACACUGAUGGAGGGUGCCUGCCAGGAAAAUGUGCUUCUGGGUGGUUUGGUCCAGCUUGUCAAUACCGUAAGAAACCUUUUAUUGGAGUUAAAUUCAAAGAUUAAUACAAUUUACUAUUUUAAAAGCAGAGUGAAUGUUGCAUUUAACGUUUAUCUUAAAUGCAUGGUAAGAUAGUUGAUUCAAGUGGGAGGUUGGCAACAAGAAGUUUCAAAUCUUGAAAUAAAAAAAAAGAAAAGCAAUAACACUGACAUUUUGACUGGACACGUUCAAUAAUGAAAUAAAAAAGAUAAUAAUAGAUGCCUAAAGGUGACAGCUUGAAAGAAAAAGGCAUCACAAUGGGAAAUUUGUCAGAAAAACAAUUCCUAUUAAGUGUUAUCCUAAUUAUUACCAAUCAUAUUUUUAAAAUGUUAAUGGAGAUUUGAACGUAUGAACUCACAUCUUCACACAGAAGGAACGAAGUUUCAACAAUAUAAUCUUUUUUUAGCCCGUCUAUCAUUUUAAUUAUUAAAAUGUCAAAAAAUAAUUUAAGAAUUUAGGUGUUUGAAGAGAAUUCGAUAAAACAUCAUAUAUAAAUUUCAGUUCAUAACUUUAGCUUGCUACUAUAUUAAUAUAUGAGAAGCAAUAUUUUCUUGAAAAUAAACACAUUUCUAUCGCAAUAUUUUCAUAUAGUUAUUUAUUUGAGAAGAUCUGUGUUUACUAUGACAGGUUAAGUUAAUUAAAAGUUAUGGACUAGCAGACAGAAAGGACGAAAAAAAUUUACAAGAACAUUCAAGUUUUAUUUAAAAUCUUAGUUAUAUUACUCUAAUGAUACGCAAGAUCUUAAAAAUAUUCAAAAUAUUUAAAAAAAUUUGAUGUUUUCGUUGUAUUGUUUAAGAGGACCUGUAUUCACAACCACAAGUUGCCAUAAGGUCACUGAUUGCUACAAUCCUCACAGACAGAGAUGACCAAACAUGUUUAACAACGAAUAUAAGAAAUUUGACAGUUACAUUAUUCAUGAUUUAUCCCAUUACUUGGAUACGAUUAGUUGUGAAAAAACCUGGUAAGUAGUAGAAUAAAACAUUUGUUGAUUUUUUUUAUUGUUCUAAAUGUCCAAACAUAACGCGCAUUUUUCUAAGAAAACGCAAAUUAAAAAAAAUGCGUGCAAAUUGCUUGCAUUUUUCGCUAUUUAAGUCACAAUGUUUUCACCCAUGUCUGCAACGGUGAGUAAAGCUCCACCACUAGAUGGCGUUAGAUGAGCUCAUUGACUAUGAACGGAAGUAGAAAAACUAAGUGGCGAAUAAGGAUUUACCAAGUAAUGAUCAGUUAGAAAACAUAACGCACUACUGCGCGCCUCUAUUUUAAUUCGGUAAAAACAUAACGUCCACGUAAGCGGCAUCUGAUCUUGGCAGGAUACACGUACAUUUCCGUAAUUUUUUACGUAGACAAAAAGGUAUCCGCGGGCCGCAUGAGAGGGCCUCGCGAGCCGCAUGUGGCCCGCGAGCCCUAGUUUGGAGACCCCUGUAUUAGACUAUCGGAUUAUUUGUGAGAUAUAUUUCAUAUAUAUAGUUUUAAUUUACACUAUCAUAUGAAUUGAACUACAUUCUAAAGACUCUCACAUCUCGAACUUUGUGUUUAAGAAUGUAUUGAUUUUUCACAAUAGAAAAAUAUUCUAUUGCCAAUAUAGAAUAAGUAUAUAAUACUAUUGUGUAGUGAGGACUUUCUAAAAAAAUUAACUAAUAUUUUGUGUUUCAGAUCAGUUGCAUACAAUUACAAUAUUGUUCACCGACACACAAAACAGUGUUACAACAUGCAGUAGAACUGUAAUACAAGAUAGAACCCUGGACGUAAUCUGUGACGUCAGUGUUGCAGCAAACAAAAUAAGCUUUAGAGGAGACGGCGUGAGCUCACUGUGCUCUCUUUACAUAAGUGGGGGUAGGUCUUUACAUUGGGGGGUUAGAUCUUUACAUUAGUGGUUGUAGGUCACUACAUUGGUUGAGGUAGGUCUUUACAUUAGUGGAGGUAGGUCUUUACAUUAGUUAUGCAAGUUCUUUACUUUUUUGGAGGUAGGUCUUAACAUUAGUGGAGGUAGGUCUUUACAUUAGUGGAAUUAGUUCUUUACAUUAGUGGAAGUAGGUCUUUUUUAUUAGUGGAAGUAGGUGUUUAAAUUAGGGGAGGUAGGUCUUUACAUUAGUGGAGCUAGGUCUUUACAUUAAUGAAGGUAGGUAUUUACAUUAGUGGAGAUAGGUCUUUACAUUAGUGGAGGUUGGUCUUAACUUAGUGGAUGUAGUGCUUUACUUUUUUGGAGGUAGGGCUUUACAUUAGCUGAGUUAUAUAUUUACAUUGUUUGAGGUAGGGAUUAACAUUAGUGGAGGUAGGAAUUUACAUAGGGGAAGGUAGGGAUUUACAUUGGUGGAGGUAGGGAUUUACAUAGAGGAAGGUAGGGAUUUACAUUGGUUGAGGUAGGGAUACACAUUGGUGGAGGUAGAUUUUUACAUUAGUGAAGGUAGGUCUUUACAUUAGUGGAUGUAGGACUUUGCAUUAGUGGAGGUAGGUCUUUACAUUAGUGGAGGUAGGUCAUUACAUUAGUGGAGCUAGGUCAUUACAUUAGUGGAGGUAGGUCUUUACAUUAGUGGAGGUAGGUCUUUACAUUAUUUAUGCAUGUUCUUUACUUUGUUGGGGGUAGGUCUUAACAUUAGUGGAGGUAGAUCUUUACAUUAGUGGAGGUAGGUCUUUAUUAGUAGAGGUGGGUCUUUACAUUAGUGGAGGUAGGUCUUUACAUUAUUUGUGCAUGUUCUUUACUUUGUUGGGGGUAGGUCUUAACAUUAGUGGAGGUAGAUCUUUACAUUAGUGGAGGUAGGUCUUUAUUAGUAGAGGUGGGUCUUUACAUUAGUAGAGGUGGGUCUUUACAUAAGUGGGGGUAGGUCUUUACAUUGGGGGGUUAGGUCUUUACAUUAGUUGUUGUAGGUCACUACAUUGGUUGAGGUAGGUCUUUACAUUAGUGGAGGUAGGUCUUUACAUUAGUUAUGCAAGUUCUUUACUUUUUUUGAGGUAGGUCUUAACAUUAGUGGAGGUAGGUCUUUACAUUAGUGGAAUUAGUUCUUUACAUUAGUGGAAGUAGGUCUUUUUAUUAGUGGAAAUAGGUGUUUAAAUUAGGGGAGGUAGGUCUUUACAUUAGUGGAGCUAGGUCUUUACAUUAAUGAAGGUAGGUCUUUACAUUAGUUGAGAUAGGUCUUUACAUUAGUGGAGGUUGGUCUUAACUUAGCGGAAUUAGUGCUUUACUUUUUUGGAGGUAGGGCUUUACAUUAGCUGAGUUAUAUAUUUACAUUGUUUGAGGUAGGGAUUAACAUUAGUGGAGGUAGGAAUUUACAUAGGGGAAGGUAGGGAUUUACAUUGGUGGAGGUAGGGAUUUACAUAGAGGAAGGUAGGGAUUUACAUUGGUUGAGGUAGGGAUACACAUUGGUGGAGGUAGAUUUUUACAUUAGUGAAGGUAGGUCUUUACAUUAGUGGAUGUAGGACUUUGCAUUAGUGGAGGUAGGUCUUUACAUUAGUGGAGGUAGGUCAUUACAUUAGUGGAGCUAGGUCAUUACAUUAGUGGAGGUAGGUCUUUACAUUAGUGGAGGUAGGUCUUUACAUUAUUUAUGCAUGUUCUUUACUUUGUUGGGGGUAGGUCUUAACAUUAGUGGAGGUAGAUCUUUACAUUAGUGGAGGUAGGUCUUUAUUAGUAGAGGUGGGUCUUUACAUUAGUGGAGGUAGGUCUUUACAUUAGUGGACGUAGGUUUUUACAUGGGGGGAGGUAGGUCUUUACAUUAGUGGAGGUAGGUCUUUACAUGGGUGGAGGUAGGUCUUUACAUUAGUGGAUGUAGGUUUUUACAUUAGUUAUGCAAGUUCUUUAUUUUUUUUGAAGUAGGUCUUUACAUUAGUGGAAGUAGGUCUUUACAUUAGUGGAGGUAGGCCUUUACAUUAGUGGAGGUAGGUCUUUACAUUAGUGGAGGUAGGUCUUUACAUUAGUGGAAGUAGGUCUUUAAAUUAGUGGAGGUAGGUCUUUACAUUAGUGGAGGUAGGUCUUUACAUUAGUGGAGGUAGGUCUUUACAUUAGUGGAGGUACUGCUUUACUUUUUUGGAGGUAGGGCUUUACAUUAGCUGAGUUAUAUAUUUACAUUAUUUGAGGUAGGGAUUAAUAUUGGUGGAGUUAGGGAUUUACAAUGGUGGAGGUAGGGAUUUACCUUUGGGUGAGGUAGGGAUUUACAUUGGUGGAGGUAGGGAUUUACAUUAGUGGAGGUAGGGAUUUACAUUGGUGGAGGUAGGGAUUUAUAUUAGUGGAGGUAGGGAUUUAAAUUAGUGGAGGUAGGGAUUUACCUUGGGUGUGGUAGGGAUUUACAUUGGUAGAGGUAGGGAUUUACAUUAGUGGAGGUAGGGAUUUACAUUAGUGGAGGUAGGGAUUUACAUUGGUAGAGGUAGGGAUUUACAUUGGUGGAGGUAGGGAUUUAUAUUAAUUAAGGUAGGGAUUUACAUUGGGUGAGGUAAAGAUUUACAUUGGUGGAGUUAGGGAUUUACAUUAGUGGAGUUAGGGAUUUACAUUAGUGGAGGUAGGGAUUUACAUUAGUGGAGGUAGGGAUUUACAUUAGUGGAGGUAGGGAUUUACAUUAGUGGAGGUAGGGAUUUACAUUGGUUGAGGUAGGGAUUUACAUUGGUUGAGGUAGGGAUUUACAUUAGUGGAGGUAGGGAUUUACAUUAGUGGAGGUAGGGAUUUACAUUAGUGGAGGUAGGGAUUUUUAUUAGUGGAGGUAGGGAUUUACAUUAUUGGAGGUAGGGAUUUACAUUAGUGGAGGUAGGGAUUUACAUUAGUGGAGUUAGGGAUUUACAUUGUUGGAGGUAGGGAUUUACAUUGGUUGAGGUAGGGAUUUACAUUAGUGGAGGUAGGGAUUUACAUUAGUGGAGUUAGGGAUUUACAUUAGUGGAGGUAGGGAUUUACAUUAGUGGAGGUAGGGAUUUACAUUAGUGGAGCUAGGUCAUUACAUUAGUGGAGGUAGGGAUUUACAUUAGUGGAGGUAGGGAUUUACAUUGGUUGAGGUAGGUAUUUACAUUAGUGGAGUUAGGGAUUUACAUUAGUAGAGAUAUGGAUUUACAUUAGUGGAGGUAGGGAUUUACAUUAGUGGAGUUAGGGAUUUACAUUAGUGGAGGUAGGGAUUUACAUUAGUGGAGGUAGGGAUUUACAUUAGUGGAGGUAGGGAUUUACAUUGGGUGAGGUAGGGAUUUACAUUAGUGGAGGUAGGGAUUUACAUUAGUGAAGGUAGGGAUUUACAUUGGUGGAGGUAGGGAUUUACAUUAGUGGAGGUAGGGAUUUACAUUAGUGGAGGUAGGGAUUUACAUUAGUGGAGGUAGGGAUUUACAUUAGUGGAGGUAGGGAUUUACAUUAGUGGAGGUAGGGAUUUACAUUAGUGGAGGUAGGGAUUUACAUUAUUGGAUGUAGGGAUUUACAUUAGUGGAGGUAGGGAUUUACAUUAGUGGAGGUAGGGAUUUACAUUAGUGGAGGUAGGGAUUUACAUUAGUGGAGGUAGGGAUUUACAUUGGCGGAGUUAGGGAUUUACAUUGGUGGCGGUAGGGAUUUACAUUGAUGGAGGUAGGGAUUUACAUUGGUAGAGGUUUGGCUUUACCUUAAUGGAUGUUCGGAUUUAGAUUACGUGAGAUAGGGCUUUACUUUGGUGAAAAUAAAUAUCGGAGCAGGAUAUAUUAAGGCUUUCUAAACCAGGGAGAUACCUAGGGCAUUUGGUACCCAUCAAAGAAACAUCAGAAAUAUUGUUGUAAUCAGACCAGCUGUAAAAUUCGCAAAAGGAACUUAUAACCUUACCCUGUCAAUAGAGGAAAUUCCAAAUAAUUAGGAAUAAAGAGAGGGCACCACAAAAACCCAACAUGAAAAUUGAUAUUUAAGGUUUCUAUAAUUAAAGUACAUUUCUAUAACUCAAGGAAUACUAGACUUCGUGAUAGAGAACAAGAGAGUAUGACAUGGCGCAAGCCAUGCAUUUUCUCAAGAGAGAGUUACACCAUUCAUCGUUAUAAUUAUACAAGGAUAUGAUUAUUAUUCGUGCUACUAAAUGAAGUGUAAUUUGCGCCUAGCGCACCCGCCAUACCAUAUGUACGCUGCUGUGAUAAACAGUGGUGAAAGCAGGCUUAUAUUUGUAACGUUUUGCAUUAAAUUAUUUGAACACAUUUCCCCAGAAUAAUAUUUGAACUGACAAAGAAACAUAUCGUUGAACAAUUUAAAUAUUUGGAAUAUCUGGACACAUCUUGUGAUCUUUAAUUUACCGUUGAACAAAAGAUUUAAAACCUCAAUAUUUUAUCAGUCAUACUAAUUAAUUUAAAUAUAAUUUUUUAGAUCUUUACUGACUGGAAAGCUCUUUGCUCCCUAUGACUAAGUCUUUAUGACCUUUGGAAACAACAAAAUAGACCUGUGUCACGAAAUUUUUAAUUAGCUAAAUAUACGUGUGUCGCAAUGUUUUUAUGAGCUUCUUAAUUAACAUGAUUAUAUAUGAUUAAAAAAAUGGAUUUGAAGAUGAACUUAUGAUUAAAUCAUGUAACUAGUUUUAAAUUGUAUUUUAGGUAGAAACAUAGCAUUAAAGCAAAUGACGUCACAAUCAAGUAACUACAGCGAAGGAUCAGUAAUAUAUGACUCCAGUCGUGCUGUAGAUGGCAAUACAGAUUCCGAUUUCUUUCAUGGCAGUUGCACACAUACACAGAUAGAGACUGCCUCUAAUUGGAAUGUGACAUUCUCUAGACCUCAACUUGUAAACAGAUACGUUCUUUACAAUAGAAACCACCGUAAGUUUUACUAUAAUAUAAAAGUUCAAACACUAAUUGAAAUGACGUCACAAGUUAUAUUAGUUUUGCUUACAUUUUAAAAGUCCGUCCUAGGAAAAAAUGAAAUUUUUAUGUAGCUUGUUCUUAUAAGAUCAGACGAUUUGAUUAGGGAGAAUUGAGAUUAGAAAGAGUGGGGAGGAUGAUAUUAUGGAAAAUUCUUGUGGCCAAGAUGUGGCGAUGAAUGGUUGAGUAUGUCAGUAGAGACCACGUAUAACUUUAUUUAAAUUCAUUAGUUCAUUUUUAAGGGUGAAUCAAUAUAACGACAUAUGAUAUCUUGCUUGUCUCAUUGUUAUCUUAAAGAUUUUUAAGUAGUUUAUACAUACAUAGUACAUACUGUUUCACUGUAAGUUACUUCUUAGUCAAUUUAAUUUCUUUUCACUAAUUUCUUGUAAGUAUUAGUCUUCAGUCAAUUAUGUAAUAUCAUGGUUUAUUUAGUUUUAAUGAAUCACUAGAAUAAUUAUAUAAUUUUUUACAAGUGACGCUUACUUCUGUUUAUUUUGAAGAUAAAAGAAUAAAUUAUCGUCAUUGUAGAAAACUGUUAACUUUUUAAAUGUUAUGACUUAUAAUUUUCUGUCUAUGGUAUGAUUUUAGUUCAAGAAAGACUGCUGAGUUUCUCUCUCUCAAGUUUUAACUCAGAAAAUAUCACUGUCUUCACUUACUCCAUCCCUCAAAAACAACAAAUGAUUUAUACCUUGAUUUCACCCCCUGCAAUUGUUUCAUUUGUUAAAAUAUUCACCAAUGUCACCCAAAUCCUGACCUUGUGUGAAGUGGGAAUCUAUGGUGGUGAGUAACAUAGUUUGUUUAUUUUAUUUAGCCCAGGACAGUUGUCUUAAAAAAAAAUCAUAUCUUUUUCAAACACUGAUAUAAAGAAAUCAAACAUUUAUAAUUAUUUUCUUGAUAUCUUUUAUGUAGCACAACUUUCCCGUGCGUGAACUUUGCUUUGACUUAAAUUAAACGGACCAUAGCGUUUGUGUUGGGCGUGGUUUAAAUUCUCUUUGAUGUAUCUUGUUUACAACUGACGGCCAAAUACACAUUGGUUAGUAUGCCUACUAGUGUCUUAUGGAAGGUUCUCGAUUUUUUUCUGGAAAAGUAAAGGCGUUUCUAGGCGCGUCGGUAGACCCACAUAUAUAAAUGAUUGACAGGCACAGAGGGUCGGAGAUUCAGACGGAGAUUCAGAUAGGUUUUAUUAACUUCACGAGACGUGUAUUAUUCUUUGUGUUCUUAUAUAUGUGUUUAUUUCGCAUUUCAUUAUUAUGCAUUGGCACAUUAUUCUAACUGCGUUAACUGUGUACCGGUACAAGAUCUACCAUACUGUAAGUUGAUGAUUUGUAAUGAUAUUUUUUUUCUUUUGUAAUUACAUUAAUACUUAUUAAAUCUUAUUAAUUGUAAAUAGGAACUGUUUUGGUUGUCGUAUCUUUAAUAUUGUUGAUUCUAUGGUAUUGUCCUUUGUUAGGCACUGCUUACAACGAGCCAAUAACAAUUAAAAUAGGAGAUUAAUUUCUCCCAAUACAAGUCAGUGCGUAACAAUAUCAUUAUACAAUCUAUCCAUAUUUAUAGAGUUGAAUUGUGGAUCUAGUUGUAAGCAUUUAUUAUGUACGAGUUGAUUUAUCUUAAGCAGGUUCUUCAAUUGGGUUUUAUUUGUAGUGAACCUUGAAAUGACGGUACAUUAAAUCUGAAUCACAUUCCAUUUCUUUUUGAUUGCGUAAUUCUAACAGUUCCAUACUUUUUAAGAAAUACUUUUUUUAAGAAUAAACAUUUGAUAAAAUAUAAGUUAACUAGAUAUAGCUCACGAAACACUGGCGGCAGCAAUUAGUGAACUUCUCAUCUACUAAAGUUACUUGACAAAACAUGAACUCAACAGCUGAUAGGAUUUAACCCGGAUCAACAUUUGUCAAAUGUGUUAAGUUAAGAGACAUAACUAUUAGAAUGACACAUAUUUUUCUUACUAGUAGACAUCCCAUAAGUAAUUAUAUGGUUAAUUUGUAUGAAAAGUUGACGUUUCCCUAUGUUUUUAUGUUAACAGUUGUCGUGUAUCUAUACUCCCGCCUUUCUCUUCCCUUCUCUCACUCCAGUAAUGACUCACAUGUUGACUCUCUAAAUAGAAACUUUGUUUCCCAUUUCUUUUCUCCGAAUUUGAAGAUUUUCUUUCCUUCUUAAACAGCAUUACAGAAUAAUUCUCAGUUUUUGUGAGGUAGUUAGAAAUUUAUAGAUUCAAUCUAGCAAUAUCUGACUCAAAACUGUAAGUCUGAAUCUGAUUAUCGUUUGACAAUGUACUACGGAUUUUGAAAGGGUUAGAUUUAAAUUAAAAUCAAAGUAAUAAUUUAACAAUUUAGUGUAUUUAUCAUCGCAACAUUAAAAUUUGCGAUAUGACAUAAACACAAGGCUUCCGAUGACCAUAACGUGUUACAUGUAUGCGUUUUUAUUAUUUUGAUCAAUAGGUAAGCUAGUUAGAAAUAGCCGAGUUGGUAUCUUUAUUCCAGAUUUGAUAUUAUAAAUUUCUUCAAGAACCUACUGCUACCAAGUGUUUGUAACACAGAUGCACAAAUGAAUUCAGUUGUUAUCGUGAAAAUACUUAUUGAAAACUCACUGGGUUUUUUUUUACUUAAAUGUUUUUAUUUUUGUAUGUGUCUGCAUUAUAUUUUCUAAGAAACAUGAAUCUACUAAUUAUGUUUGUGAUGUCGAAACGCUUGGAAUGGCAACAAUAAAAUCUGAAAUGUGACAUUUUUUCAAUAAAGCUAAAGGACCUAUUUUAAUAUGUAAUUACUAGAAUAAAAUGACCCGAUGUUAUAAAUGGUAGGUCCUUAGCGAUAAUUUUCCACCUCCUAUUGCAAAAAUUCAUCACAAUUCCUAAGUUCAAAAGUCAUUUUCUAUGUCAUGGUAUUAACGUUUCUAACACAAUUACGUUUUUGAGAAGUAUUUAAAAUAGUAAACGCAUAACCUAUUCCCUUCGACGCCCUAAAUUACAUUUUCCCCUGUAAUCAUGAACUUAAAUUACCAAAUUUAAAUUAUAUCUGAUUGUAUCAUUAUUGUCACUAAAGAAGUUAAUUGGGUGACAAGUUCUACGCUAGAGAAAUACUUUAGAUUUCGUGUGCUUUGAAAUUCUUAAAUGUUUGCCUACCCUAACUCCUUUUGUGCCCUUAGAAUACCAUUUUUUUGUCUUUCUAAAAAUUAUAAAAACAUAAUUAAAAUUUAAAAGAAAAACUCGAUAUAUGAUAUAAAUAUUUUUUAUUAACAUAAUUUGAUACAUAGAUAUCUUCAUACAAAUAGUAAAAUCAAUUUGGCUUAUUUUUUAAAAAAAUUAUACAUUAUCGGAAAUCAAAAAACAAAGAAUUCUUUAAUUUAAAGAAGAAUCUUGUGAAUGCUAUUUUGGGUGUGGAGUUUCAUUGCACUGAUUGUCUUCAACUGCGUUUUCUUAUUUAAAGUAUAUUUAUAGGUUAAGUUUCUUUACGUUAUAAAUUUAAUAAAAGUAUAUUUAUUGAAUUUAAAAAAAAUAAUUAAAAAUUAAACAUACAAUGCUAGUCAUUUUUGUGCAUCAUGAAAAAUUAAAAAAGCAGUCAAUCAUAUUUAUUCAUUUUUAUUUUUAGAAGGGGGCAAUUCAUGAUCAGUUCUGUCUCGCGCGGUAAUUAAAUCAAAGAAACUUAGAGCUAUGGCUAAAAUAGGCAAUCGCGCUAUGACGUCAUUUGCAUAUUUAUAUAUAUGCAAUUAAUUUUAUUUUUAUUUCGCAAAAUUAACAACGCUUUAAAGACGCACAGAAAACAACCGAUGUUUGAAUUUUACGGAUGAAUGUAAUUACGAUGUAAUUCUAUGAACAUAAUCGUUUUAUUAAUAUAUUUUUGCUAUUACUUUAAAUUUUUUAGAUGCUUAAAAUUGAUUUCUAGUUGCUACUUGUAAUUGAUAAUAAUUAUACUUAAAUUUUUACUACAUUAAAGCGUAUUUAUGUUAUUUUUCAUCAUUUAAUUUUAUUCAAUAUCCGUCAAAUAAUAAAAAUAACUAUAAUGCUUUUUAAGAAUCCGAAUGUAGUUAAAUCUUUUCAGUUCUUUGGUGUUAUGGUCAGCAUAGCUAAUUCUUAUUUAUUAGAAUAAAUGACCCGAAGUUAUCGGGUAAUAAUGGUAGGUACUUUGCGAUAAUUUAUAACUGCUAUUCCAAAAACUUAUCCCAAUUUAUAAAUUUUAAAAUGUAAUGAUAUUAACAUUUCUAACAUCAUUACGUUUUGAGAAGUGUUUCUCUGCUAUAUAUGAUACGCGUGCCCUACAACCGUUCACGCUCCUGAACUACUUUUACCCCUCUAAACAUUACCCUAAAUUACAAUAGGUGUUAAAUUACCCAAACUAAAUUACCACUAAUUAUAUCCCUUUUGUCACUAAAGAAGUUAAUUGAGGGAUAAUUACUUAGUUAGAGAAAUAAGGGCACGAAAGGGGUAAUUCUAAAUUAUAUCUAUAUAUAUCGAUAUAUAUGAAUAUAUAUAAAUAUAUAUAUAAAUAUAUAUAUUUAUACAUUUUAAAGAACUUUAUUAUUUAUUACUGCUUUUUCUUUCCAUUAAAACGAGUAUUUAAAAAAAAAAAAAUUAAAGCAAGAAUAAAACUGGUACGACUGCAAAAAAUCUGUACAUGCAAAAUUAAAGCACCAUAAUACGAAAUUUUUACGAAAAAUCCUGAUCAAUCGACUCUUUAAACGACCAUUUAAAUACAUACAUAUAUAUAUAUAUGAGCUAGUGAUAUUUACGAAUGGCCACCUAUAACCUUUGAUCUAUUACAAAUAUUGUUUUCUUAAAUUUUGCCAAUCAAGCAGUGCAUGAUUUAAAAGCCUGAUUCAGCCACAACACAUGCCACGUUGCGAUUCGUUUAAAUUUCUGUGGACGUGUCCCAGUUAUAUUCGGGUUUAUCGAAGAUACUAUAAUAACACACAAAGCAAACAACUGUUAUUUUCUAAAAUUACUUGGCAACUUGCACACGUAUUUUAUAUGUUUAACUCAUGCCUACAUUUGUAUGUGAAGAAAUUGUUUUAUGCGUUAAACUUAAGAACCAAAAGUUUAAUCUGCAUAUUUUGAACAUGUUCCAUUUACUGAAGAAAGUUUUUGCCCAUAUGGGCUUUUGUGUAGUUCUUAAUUUUCUUAAAACUUUUCUUACCGUGUGCUUCAUCUUUACCUUAAUACUCCUUAAAGCAUAUUUUUGGUAGCAAGAGUAAGAAGAGAAACAAUGUCAUUACUAAAAAUGAUUUCUAAUCAUCGAUGGUCAACAGAUUCAGUUUGCUCUACCAAUGAAUUUGGUUUGGACUGUGACAAGUCAUGUAACUGUGAGAAUAAAACAGAGACGUGUUUUGUGGCUACUGGAGGAUGUCCAUCUGGUUGUGCUGCUGGUUUCUAUGGAGACGGCUGCCAAAACGGUAAAUCAAUAAUGUUUAUUUUACCCAAUUUUUAAACAUAUGUAUUAUAAAUCAAUAGAUGUUGGACCAAAUUUUGAAACAUCGUUAUUAAGAAUUUUUUAGUAGAAAGGAAGUUAUAUGUUUUAUUAUUUAUGUAUGUCAUUGUUUAGAUGAGUGCUCAUCAAAGUAUAACUCUUGCCAUGUGCUUUGUUACAAUGAACGAUUUUUUAUUAAACAUGAGAUAUUUAAAAACGCUAUUUUUUCAUACCCGAAUUUAUGUAAAAAAAUCAGCCUUCCAGAAAGCUUCAAAUCUAAUGGGCUUAGAUAAUAUAUAAAACGAUAAAACCUAUUCAGUUUUACGAAUAGCAUAAGAAUAGCAUAAGAAUAGCAUAAGAAUAGCAUAAGAAUAGCAUAAGAAUAGCAUAAGAAUAGCAUAAGAAUAGCAUAAGAAUAGCAUAAGAAUAGCAUAAGAAUAGCAUAAGAAUAGCAUAAGAAUAGCAUAAGAAUAGCAUAAGAAUAGCAUAAGAAUAGCAUAAGAAUAGCAUAAGAAUAGCAUAAGAAUAGCAUAAGAAUAGCAUAAGAAUAGCAUAAGAAUAGCAUAAGAAUUGCACACGUUAAUGCAGUAGAAAAAGUGAUUUCUAAUAAAUACAUUUUUAUUCAUUAAUGUUUGAUUUUAUAUACGACAUAUCCUAUAAUUUAAAAAAAAAUUGUAAAUUGCCCAAUUUUAGAUUAUUUGGGCAAAGUAACCAACCCCUCCUCCACCCUGGAUGAACAUAAAUAUGCUCAAAUUGAACGGUGAAAAAACCGAGCUGAUACCCAUUGCUACCGCUCAAAAGCUAAAAUCUUUAAAUAACAAACUAUCCCUUAGUCUCUCAGUAAUACAGAUGAGUUUGAACAAACAGUGCGAAACAUGGGUGUAUACUUGGAUAGAACACUAACUAUUUAAAAUAACAUUAACAUGAUUUGCAAGGUGAUUUUUCUAGAGCUGCUUAAACUGAGUCAAUCAGACCUAACGUUUGAUGCAACCAAGAGGCUGAUGUCUGCAUUCGUGCUAUCAUAUAGGGACCACUACAAUGCUCUUAUGGUGGGUCUUCCAGCUACGCUCCUGGAUCAAUUUAAAAAAGCACAGAAUAAUGCGGCUCGCAUCGUUUCUUCGCAAAUGCAAAUUUGACCAUGUUAAAACACUUCCGAGAGAGUUGCAUUGGCUGCCUGUCCACGCUGGCAUAAGUACAAAAUUGAAACUAUGUGCUACAGCUGCUUGCAUGACCUGGCGCCGUCCUAUAUCAAAGCGUUGAUGAGGACUUAUGUACCCACUAGAGAACUCCGCUCAUCCGAUAGUGGCAAACUCUUGAUACCUCGUGUUCGCUUUGAGAAUUACGGAAGGCGCACGUUGGCAUUUGCUGGCCCAACAAUUUUGAACACACUUCCUGAUCGUUUCAGAAACAGCCAGACACUGGAGUCUUUCAAACCCGAUUUGAAAACACAUCUAUUUCGCAAAAGCUGUUGGGUUGAUGGUGUCUACCAUCUUUUCCAGCUGGCUAUUAUCUCCUAGAUGUAUAUUGGCCUGUGUUGAUUAUGUUUGCAAGGGAUGAAAGAAUUAGAAUAGGUAUUUUCGUAAGUUGUUUUUUGUAAUGUUGCAUUUUGUAUUUCAAUGUGGUAUAAUAUCGAUUUUUUUUAUUUCUCUUUUAAUAUGGUUAACUUUGUAUCGCUCUUUGAGCCUUUGUGGAAAAAACCUGAUAUUUAAAUAAACUUUAUAAUUAUUAUUAUUAUGAUCUAUUGCAAAUAAAUAUGAUAGGAUAUGGCAUAAAAGUCGAAAUAUGAUGUUCCAAUUCUUAUUAUGUUAUUUUGAGUUUAAUUUAUAAUGAUAAUGUUAAAGUACUUUGUUUUGUAUGCCAGAUAUGAUGAUGUUUUUUGUGAGUUUUUUGUUGUUGCGGGGAGCAGUUGCAUAUUUCUCCCUUAAUUUUUUUUUCAUAAUUUGACAUGAAGUUUUUGCUUAUUAAUAUAACGGUUUGCUUAAGUUGAAAGACUAUUUAUUAAUUUUUGCAACUAGUUUUUUUUCUUCAAAUGAAAGUUUAAUUUUUCAAAAUAAUUUUAUUAAAAAGUAUAUCUAAUUUUUAAAAAUUCAUUUUUCUCAUUUUCUGUCCGAUAAAUUGUUUUAAAAAUUUAGUAUAAUUUUUUAAAUAUGAUCUGAUAAGAAAUGACAGAUCAGUAAGGAUUACAAAUUGUCAUUUAAAAUAUUUCUUAUUAAAGAGGAAUUUUAAUAUAUAAAAAAAAAGAUAUGUGGCAACAGAAAAAGAAAAAGCAGAAAAAGUUUAUGAACAUAAUAUCUGCUUUCUUUCUAACAACAGUCUCAAUGCAACGAUUUCGUCUGGGCUUAUAUCAAAUGUAAAAAAAAAAAAAGCUAUGGCUUUUAUAUAAAACAAUUUAAACGAUCCCCAUGAAUUUCCCCCAUAGACCACCAUUUAUGCUCUGCAGGGGUAACAUUUCAACACCAUAUUUUGCUAAUCUAAACACAUUUACAUGCUAUACAUAUUUUAAACCUCGGACAUUUGAAUAAUUUAAAAGAAAAAAUUGAAGAAACCCUCAUAAUGUUCGUGUGCGCCUGUUAAAUCCUGAAUUUCUAUUUUUUUUAAAUAUUUCAUGAGUUCAUUUAAUAAAUAUAUCGUCUUUUCUCGGCCUGAGGGGGAGGUGGGGAGACAGGAAGAGGGGGAGUUAAAUUUCACCGCGAUACAUCAUUUUGUUUUACUGUUAUAAAAUAGUAAAUAAACAUACUCACAUACAUGCAUACAGUCACACCGAAGUUUAUUUUGAAUUUAAAAUUAUAUGAAAAGAAACAUAUCUAGUUUUAAAAAAAAAUCACGUUUCAAAGUCAGCUUUUUGAUAACAAUAUCAUGGUAUCAAAUAAAAAUGGCGUUUAAAAAUUUCACACAACGAACAAAGUGGAGAUAUCAAAAGCAGCAAUAAGGUUUUAGUGGAUGUUGUUUAUCAAUAAGGAGUCGACCAUGACGACUUUAAGCAUCAGGUUUGUGCUGUUUCUGUCUGUGGAUUCGCAGAUGGCUAAUGAGACCGAUUUCGGAAUGAAAUUUCUUGUGCAGUAGGUGCAGGGAAUGAUGGCGCAUCUUCGGGAGCAGAGUCAGACCGGGCCUUCACGGUAUGUCUCUUGCGCUCUGCAGCCGCUAUUCUGCCAACUUCCUGUUGCAUUGAGCUCCUGUGUAAAGUGAAACGCCAUGAUUUCGCUUCUUUUCUUUUUUCUUCUACGUGUCUGGGUUUAUGUUGCACGCUUUCCGUUAGGCUUUUCGGUUGUCUUUAAAACGCUUCUUCUGCCCGCAAGCAGACCGCUUUCCUUGUUCAAGCUAUCAAGACUACAAUGUGAAACAUGCUUGCUGGUCUUCUGAAAGCAGUCAACGAUAGGAUGAUGACUACGAAACUCCCUCUUGUAAAUGGAGGAACACAUCUUACCAUUAUAAGCUGCUAUGCUCCAACGACAAGUCCAGAUGAAGUAAAAACCAUGUUCUACGAGGAUUCCACACUAUUGGAAAUGACAGCGUUGAAGCAAACUCGGCAUCACUUAGAUCGCUGUUGUACAACACUGCCAUGGAUUUUCUAUGCCCAAGCUCGAAUAAGACAUAAGGACAGGUUUGAUGAUAGCUGUGACGUAAUCAAGCAACUGCUCAUUGAAAAACACCGUCUCCACCACGCUUCCCUAAACAACCAGAGGACAGUCCAAAAGAAAGGUGUGUGCCAAAGUAUAAGAAGAGCGGUGCAGCAGAAACUGCGUCUAAUGCAGAAUACAUGGUUUAGCGACAAGGCCGAUGAGAUCCAGAAGGCUAUGCGGACCGACAUGACCUACAAAAUUUCUACCUCGGUCUGAAAACAGUCUGCGGCCCCACUUUUAGUGAAUACAAUAUGAAACAUAGAAUAAGUUUCCAUCAUAUUUUGUAUGUUGUUAACCACGCCCCCUCCCCAACCCCCACCCCCCUAAAAAAAUAAUUCACUGAUUUUUUAAAGGAUUAAAAUUUUUAUUUUUUAAAAUUAAAAUUGCACAGCCAAAGCUUAAAAAUUGUUAUACUUAACAAUUGUGCAUCAAUUAUAUAAAAUAAAUUAAAUAUUAUUUGUUCAAGUAUUUGGUAACAAAACUAUUCAUGUUUUUAACAUCAAAAAGAUUUGUUUAUUAUAUAAGACGAAAUGUCAAGAAUGAAUUGACAAUCUCAUUUUAAUUUUUUGCUGUUGUAGGAUGUAUGAAAUAGAAGAAAUAUUAAUAUGAUUGUAUUCUUAUUUAUACAAAGGAUUACAUUUAAAAAAACAUUUUUUUUUCCAACCAGAGUGUCCCAAAUUGACCUGGGGCUCUAAAUGUUCCAAUAACUGCAGCAGUCACUGCGUUGAUAAGGCAUGUGAUAAAAUUGAUGGUACCUGUGUUAAUGGAUGUGAAGCCGGAUAUUUCAAGAACACGUGUAAUCAAAGUGAGCAGUGAAGAAACGUAAUGUAGUAAAAACAUUUUCGAUUUUUUAAAAUAAAUUUCACCAAUAUCGACAUUUUGAGAACAAAUAUAAUUUUUUUAACACUAACAAACAUUAUAAAGAAUGAGAAUCGGCAUAUAAUUUGAACUAUAAUGAUGCAAGAAAUAGUUUUAGAUAUCACUUUAGGAACAACCUUCUGUAUAUAUAAAUAUAUAUAUAUAUAUAUAUAUAUAUAUAUAUAUAUAUUUAUAUAUGACAACACUCCGUCUUUUAAUUAUAAAGAAUGAGAAUCGGCAUAUAAUUUGAACUAUAAUGAUGCAAGAAAUAGUUUUAGAUAUCACUUUAGAAACAACCUUCUGUAUAUAUAAAUAUAUAUAUAUAUAUAUAUAUAUAUAUAUAUAUAUAUUUAUAUAUGACAACCCUCCGUCUUUUCGAGAUGUUGUGACAGCUAUGCCCACUUGAAAUAAUGGCUUAGGAGGCCGAUCUCUUAAUGGCAGUCUCAGCUGUUUUUUCCGCAUGAGAACCUUGACUCCUGGAUAAAUUGGGCCUUUCGUACCGUAAUGCCCUUUUUGUUGCAAGGGUUUUGUUUCACGAAUCUCCUGCCCUUUUAACAUCUUCAUACAAUGUUAUUUCCCAGCUGGAAAGGUGCUCAGCGUUGACCCCCCAUUCGUAAAUUUUUUAUGUUUGCUUCUCCCAUCUUUUUUUUUUUUAAAUUUCUUUGCAAAACUACUUAAAUUGCAGCUGAUGCUGUCCAAAAAGUCUAGGCCAUUUUUCCAAGCUCUCCAUACGUUAGAUAAUUUUGUAUACGGUCUUCCUCCAUUCUUCUGACAUUGCAUAACCAGCGAAAGUCCCUCAUGCUUCGAGCUGAGAAUAGGCUACUCAUUUUGGCAAAUUCCAAAACCGCUGUUUUUAGGCACAUUGGCCUACGUUCGAAUUUCGAAAAAUGCGACGAUGAGGUCGAUGAUGAAAGCUUUUGAUUUUUCGCUAAUGACUAGAAUAUGAAGCCCAAACUUCUCUGCCAAAUAGAAUCGUUCUAAGCACAUGCUUUAUUUAGUUAAAGAUUAUUCCACACGCGCUUAUUCAGAUUAGCCAUAGUUUCAUCUGCUUUUGCAAUCCCAGAUAUUCAACUCUUUCCAACGGAGAUUGUACUAGAGAUAUUUGAAAUUAUCAACAACUGACAGAUUAUGGACCUCAAUAGAUUUUUUUUUUUUUGAAGGAGACUCUCCUACUGGCAUAAUGAUAUUUUUUCCUGUGAAAAUAUGGUCAAUACAAAAUAUUUAGAUGCAUUGAUGAUGCGGUUAACUAAAAAUAAUGCGUUUGUUGCGGAAUACCUUCUUCUGUGUGCGAUGUUAAGGCGGCAUCGUCAGCAAACAAAUUAGGAUCUAUUUUACCUUGCUCUUAGCACUGAGGUUGAUGUUCCCUUGGGUUAUCCAGAGGCGUGGAGAGAGGCGAUUUGCUAUUGGGAACCAGCUUAUAAUCCUUGAAGUAUAAUCCCAGGCCAUGUGGAUUUCGUCCUCCGAAGCCCACUCCAUCGUCAUAUUGUUACGGAAGGAUGCCAGAAAAAAAAAAAAAAAAAAAAAAAACUGAGGUGCGAGAUAUUGAACAGUCCUCGGUAUUUAUUAAUAAAAUUAAUAGCGAGGAAUUAUUGGGGAGAAACACUUGCAUUGUUGGAGUUGAAAUGUGACGGGGGAAUUUAAGGACAUGUUUCCUGAACAUAGAACAAGUACAUCAAAGGAAAAGUUGGGAUAAUAUAGGAAAGAAACAACUAAGGAAAAGGUGGAUGAAUAUAGGACAUCAACAGCUAAGGAACUGGAGGGAUAAUAUAAGACACAAACAGCUAAGAACUUUGUGGGAGAAUAUAGGAAAUUAACAGCUGAGGACAUUGUGGGAGAAUAUAGGAUGUUAACAGCUAAGGAACUGGUGGGAGAAUAUAGGACACCAACAGUUCAGGAACUGAUGGGAAAAAUUAGGACACCAACAGCUCGGGUGGUGUUGGGAGAAUAUAGGACAUAGACAACAAAAUACGUGUUGUUGAGAGGACUAAAAAUUCUGGGGAUAAAUGAAUGAAAUACAAAUUAUCAAUUAAUAGCUGUUUCUUCGGUAGAAUCAAACAAAUGGCAGAAUGUGAAGAUGACAGCCUAAAAUUGAUAUUUUCAAAUUAGGUAUAUAAAGCAACAACUUAAGUAUAUACUUUUUCACAUAUAAAAAUAAUGUUAGUUAUAAGCCAUUCCGUGACCCUGCUCAAGAUCAUCUUCUGUGUUUUUAUUGUGGUUUUAAUUUUAAAAAAAACAUAGUUCUAAAAUAUACUUAAUUCAAUAUAAACAAUUAAGUUUUCUCGUAGAGUUAUUUUGAUAAUACUUUUAUUAACAUCAUAAUCAGAACUAAUGUCCUUAAAUCAAUAUAAAAGUUUAUAUCAUUUAAAAAUAUCAUGAUUUCUAAACACAUUUAAAGAUACAAAAUAGUUGUUGUAAAAUUUAUGUUCGCAGUCAAAAUAUUUUUUAUAUAAUGACUUUCCAAUAUUUCCAUACCAUCGUGUCCCGACUUAACAUGGGGCCAAAAUUGCUUAUCUAAAUGUAGUGAACAAUGUCUUGAAAGAACGUGCAACACAACGAAUGGCGUUUGUAUUAAUGGAUGUAAAGAUGGAUACAUAUCGGAUAAUUGCACAAUUCGUUAGUAUUUUUUGCCUUUAGUUGUACAAUGAGUUUUUUUUUAAUAUCCUUUGCAUUAACUUAUAUUACCUUCGCUUUUGUUCGUGCUUUUCUUGCUGGCGAAAUCUUCAGACGGAUAUUUGACCCACUUCCUGUUAAACUGUCGAGCGGCAAAUAAUAAAAUAUACUAUGACAUUUUCAUUCAAAACAUCGAAAAAUUAGUUUCUCCGAUUUUCCAGUGGGGAAGUUUAAGGAUAUAUGGUGUGACUGAUUUUGUUAAAUAAAAUUCCAGAUAACUGAGCUAAAUAAUCUUCUUUAAAAAAAAAAACAGGCAAGUGCGUUUGGUACUUAAUAUUUUAUAUAAUUUUUCUGAAAUGGUGAAAUAAAUAUUCGGUGUAAAAGCUAGUAUGAAUAUAGAAUAUUAAUAUAAACAAUUUAAAAUGCAUAUGAAGGAUUAUUUAUGUAAAAUUGGUUUUUAUGGGUUAUUUAAUUUCAUUAAAUGGUAUAGAAUUGCAAACUUAAGCUAUACAUCGAAUGAAACUUGUUUUCCAAGAAUUUCCUAAGUUUAAACACAUUAUACUUAUAUGAUAAAAUAUUUUUGAAAUAUUUAAAUGGCAUAACUGAAGAGCAUACAUUAAUACAUUAAAUAACAUAUAAUUAAAUUAAUUGAAAAAUAUUUCUAAAAAUACGUGUCAUUUCAACCACAUCCUUACAACUUUUUUUUACCUUAGCACAUGGAUAAAUUUAGGACAUUUCUUUGAAAAAUAUUACGCCGUAUAUAUAAAUUAUAUUAAUAUUGAAUUUAAGAAUGCGACAGAGGAAGUUAUUUAGUAUUGUACAUUUUGUUUCUUGUUAGCUUGCCCAUCAGCCACAUGGGGCAAAAACUGUCAAUAUAACUGCAGUGACCACUGUUUGGACAACACUUGUAAUGUAACCAACGGUAGAUGUGAUAGCGGCUGUGAGCCUGGGUACUUGGAAGAUAUGUGUACAGUCCGUAAGUAUGUGUGAAAAGAUGAUCAUAUGAGAAGAAAGUCUUAUCUUCUUAAAGUGAAACAAAAAAGCAAACUGGAAACAAAAAGAUAAGUCGUUACAAUACUGUCUGUGCCUCAUUAUUUUAUGGAACAUACUUAUCUUCAAGAUAUAAUAUUAAUUAGUCGAAAUGAGCCCGCGGAAAAAAAAAAUGUUUUAAAAAGUAUCCUAUUUUGAUUUUAAAAAAUUAAAAUACAUCACUGAAUAAAAAAAGUCAGCUAUUUGAUUAGUUUAUAAUGAAAAGGCCAACUACUGACUUGCUUUUAAUGAAAGUAAAUGUGUCAAAACUCUGUUCAAUCUGUAUUUGAGGCUAUUAAAAUAUACCUUUAAGGAAUAUGGUUUUAAAAGUAACUUCAUGUUAACAUUAAUGGCUGUUCAUUUAAGUAAUCUAAGAUUGCUAUUGAUUGCAAUGAGACUGAGCACAAAAUAAUUUAAUCUUUUUUUUUUUUGUAUGGUCUACGAAUCAAAUUAUGACAACAUAUAUCAAAUACUGGAUGCGCACUAGAGCAAAUCUGAAAAACCAAAUUUUAUGGUUGUAUAAUUUGACUUCAACCAUCAAUUUCAAUCCCUUGAUAUCUAUUUAAAAUUAAUUUGAUUGACGUUGUAGAUCCUUUUAAUGUUACGACAUGAAACUGACGAUUUCAUGAAUUACAAUAGACUGAAUUCCAGAAGUAAAGUGACAUAGAGUUUUAUUAAAAUAAUAAUUAUAAUGUGGUUAUAAUGCUGUAAUAAUAUUGGAAAACAUUGUUUCUUACAUAAUUUUAUCUGAUGUUUUAAAAAAAAAAUCAAUAUUUUGCUUUUAAUAAUUCUCAAAACACUUAAACAACUAUUUUAUUAGAAUGUCCAAAACUGACAUGGGGGAGCAAGUGUCUAAAGCGCUGCAGUGAUCACUGUCUCAACAAAACGUGUAAUUUUGCUAAUGGGAUCUGUGAUUAUGGAUGUGAGGCUGGUAACAAUGACAAACUUUGUCUAGAUGGUAAGGAAUAUAAACAUGGCACUUAUUUAUUUAUUUCUUAUCUAUUUGUUUUAGUUAUUUAAAUAUCAUGUACACUGUGCUAUAAAAUUUGGAAUGUCUUUUAAAAUUCUUGUGAAUCCAGGCCCUAAAUAACGCGCUGCGAUGACAUGCGUUGUUUAGUUUUAACGUAUAAGCCUUAGAGAGGUCAACAAGUUGUGUUUAGUUUUAACACAUUGGCCUUAUAGAGGCAACAGGUUGGUUUUCUGUAGGGAACACAAUCCUAGACAACUUUGUUUGCGUCACAUUCCAAUUCCCUAUUGUGAAUAUGGAAAUACUUAGCUUUGAUACGUACGUCCUGUCUUCAAAGCUUUUGUGGUCCCCAUAAAAAAUGCUUAUUAUCAGUUUCAGGUCUGAUGUGACAAAAGAUUGUCAAUUAUACGUUUUUGAUUUUCCAGAAUGAAUAAUAUGAAGUUAAUAGCUUAGCUUUUCUAUAUACUAUCGUUACUGUAAAUGAUUUUGGUUUUAUCAUAGUGGAUGCUCCGAAUAAAAAUUGUCUUGUUUUUCUUGACAGAAAUAGCUCUAGAAGGUAGAAGAAAUUUAAAAAAACAAAAAAAGAAAAACUAUUAUCAUGCUGAUUACGCUUAAAUGAUGAAACAUUUGUCCAAAUUGAAAUUUUAAUAAAGACAUUUGAUAUUUUUCCCUUAAUAAGCUACAACCCAGUUGGACUAUACAGCAGGUAUUUAUCCUUUUUUUCAUAAAGAAAUUAUAUAACACAUUGAAUUAUAUAUUAUUACCAUCAUCCCAAUUAAUCGUUUAUAGUUACUUCAUCACUCAAUCAAUCAGUACAUAAAUCCGCCCAAUAAGGAGUCUCUAUGUCCGUCCAUUCUUCGGUGAAUCCUUUUUUCUGUCCAUCUAUCCAUCUGUCUGACAGUCUGAAUCUAUUUAUCUUUCUGUCCGAAUGAAUACCUCUUUGUGUCUUUUUUGUGUGUAUGCCAUUCUGUUUGUCUUUUAUUCAGUCUGGUGCCUAUCUGUCAUGCUGCUUCUCUCUCAUUCAUUCGGUCCGUGGAUCUUUUUAUGUGUCUGGCUAUUUGUUGUGUGUGUUCGUGCUAAUGAGUAUUUUACAAAACCAUUUCAUUUAUCAUUAUAUUGAAUCAAAAUGUGUAGCAUAACAGAACUUAAAUUUCGUAGAAUAACGUUUUUAAUUUCGAAUUAAUAUUAUGAGUAGAUUGUUAAUUGUUAAUCUCACGAGUGUUGAUAUCGAUCAAUUUGUACUUCCCCAAAUUCUUUCUAUUAGGCUUUAUUACGUAAUAUUUAUUAAACGGCUGAUUUUUAAACGAAAUAAUGUAUUAAAUUAAUACUUCUGUACUUUACAUAAUUAUUUAGCUGUUUCAAAUCUUUAUCACAAACAGCAUAUAAUUCUGGACUUGGCAGUGGAAUCGGUAUAGGAAUUGGUGUUACGAUAGCUGCUGAUGUCAUCAUUUGUAUUGUCCUAUACAUUUGGUUUAAAAGACGAAAAAAGGCUCCACCAAAACCACGUGGUGCAACAGACAGCCAUUAUGAUCAUGUAGAUCCCAUACAACCAAAUGAUCAUCCAUAUAAUACAGUAGAAAAGACUGGUAAGUUAAUUAUUAUUUUAAUUUUUUAUUAAGAAAUAUUUAAUAAAAUAUAAUUUUCAAAAUGUUGUAAAAACUAAGUAUAACAUAAUCAUGGUUGUCCAUUGGAUAGCGUUAAUAACGGCGUAAGAUAAAUCGUAAAUUUUACGACACUCUGAGCAAUACUAUUGUGAGUUUUGAAAAAAAUAAUAAGGAUUUGGCUGAUUUCAUUUUAAAAAUGUGAUUUUGUAGAAAUAUUGUGUUUAGUGAGCUACGUGGUGUUGAAUUUGGAUUAGUUUUUAAUGCUUUUGUGAUGGUACUUCAAGGGAAUGUAUAUAUCUAUAAUUUUUUGUUUUAUAAUGACUUUGAAACAAAAAUAUAAUGUGUGAAUGAAUAUACGAAUGUUAGGGAGCAUUUUCAUGACAGCUUUGUAUGGGCAUUUGCGUUAAAGCGUGGCCAUUUUACUGUAUCUCUACGUGUUGCCUUAUCAUGUAUAUUUAUAGUUGUAAACAUAUAAAGUUGUAAUUUAAAAUAAAUGAAGGUUGUUUCGUCCCGAUAUUUACAUUUUGCUUUUUUUUUCAUUUCCAGGAGAUGACUAUGAUAUUGUGAAAGAUGUCAUGACAUUCAACUCGAAAAUUAACUCAGUAACGAGAAAAACGGCUGAUAAAUAAAAUGAGGAACAUCCUUCUAGUUUCAAUAUAUGUUCGUGUCGAGUAUCCUUAAUGCAGGGCCGGUGGUAGGGGAUGGGGAAGUGGGUGGCUGCCCACAGCCCCGCGUUUGCUGGAACGCGGGGCCCCGCUCGUUGCCGUAGUAUAUUUAUAAUGUACAUAAGCCUACUAAUAUUUGCUCAUCCAGUCAACACAAUAUUCGGAGUUAUUAGAUAGUCAAAUGGUCUGAAGGUCAGUCAUGGUCCGAUACUCUCCCUUCGAUUACGACUAUAACGUGUCUUAAUAUCCUAUCUGCGGAAUAUAUAACGUCAACGGCUCGGCAAAAUUCAAUUUGCCCAAGGCCCCGCACCCUCCUAGCGUCGGCCCUGCUUAAUGCAAUACUAUUUAUUUUCAGAACAUGAUAAAUCCAUCUUAUUAUCAAUAUGAAAUUAAGUGGGGAGCAAAUACAAUCAUGUUAAUGUAAAAGGAAAUGUUGAACUAGAAGUUUGUGAAAACCUGAAAGCAAAGACGAAGAAAAACAACGAACAUCUCGACACAUUCUUCUCGCUGUGCAUCUCGGAUACAACAUUUCCUAUCAAAUAUCUCGGAUGCAAAAUUCCAGAUAAGAUAUCUUUGAUAAAAAGUGUCAGAUAAAAUAUCUUGGAUACAAAAUUUUUAAUAAAUACCUCGGAUACAAAAUUUCAGAUAAAAUAUCUCGUACAACAUUUCAGCUAAAUUUUAAUGUAAAUAUCUGUUUUUUCGCUGCACAGGGCUUUUUUUUUCAGGAUUUACUUUAAACCUUGUUUGACAUACUUGAUUCUUAUAUUUUAGUACGUAAUUUUUUUUUUAUUAGAGUGGACUUGAUCAGAAACAUCUAUAAUUAUCAACUCACUAGGAUUAAGUUUGAAAAUAUUAAAUUCAAUUGAGAUGUAGUCAAAUAAGUAGACUUCAAUUAUGUACAUAUUUUUUAUAAGAAAUGUAAGUUCAAUUUAUUAAGUUAAGAUCAAAUAAGCAGAUAUGCUCCAAGAGGCGGCGAUGGCUAUGCGUUCAUCAACGGGGGGCUCUUGGGAGAAUUAAUUAAGACGGCCUCGCAGUUGAUCAGAAAUUUUCAUUGUUUAAAUGGUGUAAAAUGUGGUUCGUGUAAAAAUACAUAAAGCUUGAAUGGUAAUAUGUAUACUUCUUAUCUAUGAGCACAAACGUUUUUUCAAAGUCUGUUGUAUUAGGUGAUUCACUAAGCACUUAGUAACAGAUUUCGCUAGACGCCUAUUCACACCUUUGACAGCUUCGCUCCUCUGCAGACACGCGUAUUCUGUCCAUUCCCAAGGCACACACUAAAACAUAUGGUGAACGAUCUUUCUCUUUCUGUGCCCCCAAACAAUGGUAUUCUUUGCCACUACAUAUCCGCAAUAUACCAACCACCCAGGCCUUCAAAACUGCACUCAAAACAUAUUUUUUUAAAUUAUUCUACCCUGACUAAUUCCCCUCCUCUGACCGAUAAACGAUCUUGCUGGCUGCCGUCCAUGGUUAGCCUUGUAAAAGUUAAGUGGUGGGGUGGGUACAAAGAUUAUUUACACAUAGUUCAAGCUAAAUAUAAUAAUACACACUUAAGUGAUAUUAAAAUAAAGAUUUUUUUUUUAAAGAUAACGUGUUAAGGAUUUAGUGUAGAGUUAUUUCAUUACUGAGCUUUAAAAUAUGCCGAUGGUGUUCAUUUAACAAAAGUACCCACAUGGCUAACAUAAACGAUGGUUUGCAAGUGAAAAUCAAUGAUAAAAUAACGUUGCAAUGCUUAUUCUAUGCUAUGUUAAAUUGUAUUUGAGCAUUAUAACGUGUAUUUAUGCCUUGCUUCACAAACCUUUUUUCAAAUUAUACCCUGAUACUUUAAAUACUUCCCCCACAAAGAGAUGGCUAGUUUAAAAAUAACUUUUGCAACUCAUUCAAAGCUGCCCAAAGUAGGUGGAAAGGACAUGCACAAUUCACAAUGAAUAUUUUGGAAAUAUACAGUGCUAAUACUGACACCCUUAGUGUCUAUACUCAGAUGUUGAUGAAAUAUACAGUGCUAUCACUGAUAUCUAUAAUAUGCUAUUUACCAAUAGGUUUAUACAACAAUACAGGUUCUAUGUGAAUUGAGUGAAAUAGGCUUAACUUUGUAGCAAUACCCUUUCUUGCUCCAUAUUGAAAUAUUGGUGGAUUUAAAACUAAUAAUAUCCAAUGCAUUCAGGUUCCCUCUAGAAUUUUCUAGAAAGUUCGACAGUUUAAAAAAGCUAUAAUUAUGGCAUUUUGAAGCCGAUUUCAAUGAGACACAUUUCACAUUUAAACUCUAUAAUUUAUCUGAAUGAUUUACAAAGGGCCCCCCCCCCCCCCAUUUCAGACAUAACUAAAGCGGUACUUUAUUAAAUGGGUUUCUUUUGGGCUCUUAUUUCAAUUUAAAUCUACUAAAGUUAUAGUAGUACAAUUCAGUUGUAUAAUAUUUACCAUGUGAGAAAUAAUUAUGUAAAAAAGAUAUUUUUUUACAAGUUUAAUGGAGGAUAUGAAGUCGAUAUUGUUCUACGGGGAUUUUAGUUUAAAAUCGUAUUCGAAUCAAAAUUGCACUGAGCAUGAUCCCAUAGAGGAACAGACUCCUAAUUGGGAACGAGAUCCAACAUAAAACUGGAACAAAUCGGCUAAGCAAUGCAAUCGUGUAACGGUAUUCAACUGGGAUUGGGAUCCUAAUCGGGAAGCGGGAUAACAUUAGAAAAGAGGGUCCCUAUGUGGAACGGGAUCCCAUAGAGUACGGUAUCCUAACGAGAUCGGUAGCCUACGUGAUAGAGAUCCACCUAGAUCGGGAUUCCAUCUGGUUUGGGACCCCACUGGUAGGUUGGAUUUAACCACGAUCGGAAUCCCACUGUGAUCUAGAUACCGAUGGUAUGGGACCCAGAACUGGAUUCCCCUGGAUCCGGAGCAACAAGAAAACGGAAUCCCACCUGGAACGGGAUCACAUCGGACACGGGACUGAGCUGGGAUCGGGGUCAGAAUGGGUUCCAACAGGUUUGGGGUCCCACCAGGAUGGCCUUGCAAGUGCAAUCCCGGGUAUAUUCUCAAUAAUAGAAAUUACUAACGAAAUAUUUGAAAAUCUCCUAGGCCCUAAAUCUUUUAUCUCAUAAUAUUUGUUAAGUGCACCAACAUAAAUCUCCCAUCUUUGAACCAAUCUUUGAUUCUGUUUGACACAAUUUUAUCUGUAAAAAAAAGUUUAAAUUGUAUUGUUCAUUGCACAAUUAUACUUCAAUAAACAUCUAUUCAUUCGACACAUUAAUCAUGAUUUGUAUUAGAUUUAAAUAAGUAAGUAUGGCACUGGGAGAUGGUAUAGUCUAGGGCGGAUAGGGGCGCUAAAAUGCAUGGGCG
This is a messenger RNA of Lymnaea stagnalis (great pond snail), 28235 nucleotides long. The record is from the annotation of a GenBank genome assembly. NCBI's taxonomy places the organism in Eukaryota, Metazoa, Mollusca, Gastropoda, Lymnaeidae.